AUGGAGGAGGGCUAUCGCGAUGGAGAUCAACUGGAUAGGGCAGCCAUUGCGAGGUGGAGUGCUGGAUGUGAUGACCGGAGUUAUGGGAGAGUGCUAGUUCGGUUUGGAGUGGCUGGCGUGACUGGAUCGGCUGGAGAAGCUAACUGGAUGUGGAGGAAGGGCUUACAGAGAAGCUUUUUCCUCAUCAAAGCAUUUGCUGCUGGUGUGAUCUUGGCAACUGGGUUCAUUCACAUACUUCCUGAUGCUUUUGGGAGUUUAACAAGUCCUUGCCUUGGCCAAAACCCAUGGGGGAGAUUUCCAUUUGCAGGUUUUGUGGCCAUGUUAUCUGCCAUAGGGACUUUGAUGAUGGAGUCGUUUGCCACGGGGUACCAUAAGAGGUUUGAGUUGAGAAAACCUCAACAAAUCAGUGGUGAUCAUGAGGAGAACGGUGUUGGAUCAGAUGAUAAUGGGGCUAGCGGGGGUCAUAUUCAUGGGCCUGUUUUCGCAUUAAAGAGAACAAAUUCAUCGGAUCUUAUUCGGCACCGCAUUGUUUCUCAGGUCUUGGAACUCGGAAUCGUGGUUCAUUCUGUGAUCAUUGGAUUGUCCUUGGGUGCUUCCAAAAGUAAAACAACAAUCAAACCUUUGGUCGCAGCAUUGAGUUUUCAUCAAUUUUUUGAGGGUAUGGGGCUUGGUGGAUGCAUUUCUCAGGCAAAAUUCAAGGUUCAAACAAAGGUCAUUAUGAUUCUAUUCUUCUCCCUCACCACCCCGACUGGCGUUGCUAUUGGCAUAUGGAUAUCAAGAAGUUAUAAUGAAACCAGCCCCAAUGCAUUAAUUGUUCAAGGCAUUCUUAAUUCAGCAUCUGCAGGGAUCUUAAUUUAUAUGGCACUUGUUGACCUUCUUGGAGCUGACUUCAUGAAUUCUAAUAUGCUAUGCAAUUUACGGCUCCAGCUUGGAGCACACCUUACCCUUCUUGUAGGGGCAUUGAGUAUGUCUCUCUUGGCCAUAUGGGAAGGAAAUUAA
This is a messenger RNA of Dovyalis caffra, 999 nucleotides long. Lineage: Eukaryota; Viridiplantae; Streptophyta; Magnoliopsida; Malpighiales; Salicaceae. The record is from the annotation of a GenBank genome assembly.